AUGACCGACCACAGCAUCAGUUUGACUGCCCUUGCCGCACUGUCUCUGUUCCGUGUGCCUCUGUUCCAUGUGCCUCUGUUCCGUGUGCCUCUGUCCCCUGUGCUGCUGUCCCGUGUGCCGCUGUCCCCUGUGCCGCUGUCCCGUGUGCCGCUGUCCCGUGUGCCGCUGUCCCGUGUGCCUCUGUUCCGUGUGCCUCUGUCCCCUGUGCCUCUGUCCCCUGUGCCGCUGUCCCCUGUGCCUCUGUCCCCUGUGCCUCUGUCCCCUGUGCCGCUGUCCCGUGUGCCGCUGUCCCGUGUGCCGCUGUCCCGUGUGCCUCUGUCCCGUGUGCCUCUGUUCCGUGUUCCUCUGUCCCCUGUGCCGCUGUCCCGUGUGCCGCUGUCCCGUGUUCCUCUGUCCCGUGUGCCGCUGUCCCGUGUGCCUCUGUCCCGUGUUCCUCUGUCCCGUGUGCCGCUGUCCCGUGUGCCGCUGUCCCGUGUUCCUCUGUCCCGUGUGCCGCUGUCCCCUGUGCCGCUGUCCCGUGUGCCGCUGUCCCCUGUGCCGCUGUCCCGUGUGCCGCUGUCCCCUGUGCCGCUGUCCCGUGUGCCUCUGUUCCGUGUGCCGCUGUCCCGUGUGCCGCUGUCCUCUGUGCCGCUGUCCCGUGUGCCUCUGUUCCAUGGCGCAGAAGGGCUCUCCGCAGGGAGUCCAGGGAAAUGA
This is a messenger RNA of Pipistrellus kuhlii (Kuhl's pipistrelle), 693 nucleotides long. RefSeq names its product repetitive proline-rich cell wall protein 1-like. NCBI's taxonomy places the organism in Eukaryota, Metazoa, Chordata, Mammalia, Chiroptera, Vespertilionidae. The coding region runs from base 1 to 693 and encodes 230 amino acids. The transcript has 2 exons. The record is from RefSeq and is a predicted model, not a curated record.